AAUGGAACCCAGAGAAAUAGAAGCUAUUAAGACCACAUCCAGUCUAAAGGAAAAAAUGUUUCUAACAAAACAUAACAAAUCAUUUCUUGGAAUAUGUUGGAUUAGUUUGAUGAUAUUUCUCUUCAAUUCAAUCUACGUUUUUGACAAUGAAAACACUAAAUUGAUCAUGCAGGAAUCUGAGAAUUUGUUUUACCUCUCAGUAAAAAAUGUCAACACAAACAAACAAAAAAUGACUAUGAAACCAAAUGAGAGUCAGAUUUAUGCGAUGUCUUUGAAAGAGAACUUUACUACAUACAAAAAACAAAAGAUGGAAAAACGAAGUGAAAGUAUGUUGACACCUGCUGCUUUUAGCACAAGAGAACAUAUAAAUAUAGUGCAUGAAGCAAUGUUUGAAAUGAAAAAUGAGAGUUUGUACAAAGAACAAACAACAUUCGAACCAAAUGGAACUCUUACCAACACAAAAUAUAAUACUACGUUGACAGUCAAAGAUGUUACCAUUCAGCAGAGGAAACCGCUAACACUAAAAAUCCAUACACAAAAUUUACCACAUCAAGUCACAAAUCAACAUGAUGAUGAAUUCCUCAUUAACGAACACAUGGUGUGCGACAUGAAAACGGAUCUCUUGGUAAUCAUCAAGACAGCCCCAAGUCAUCUAAAACAUAGGGAAAUAAUUCGUAAAACAUGGGGAAUUAUUACAAGAAUGAAUGGAUUCUCUUUACGCCAUAUAUUUCUCCUGGGUGAUGCUGGCUCAAAGAGUGUUAAUGAUGCAAUUCAGAAUGAAAGUAGAAUUUACAGGGAUAUCAUUCAAGGGGACUACAAAGAUGCAUAUAGGAACCUUACACUUAAAGUAUUGCAAGGGUUAAAAUGGGCCACAGAUUUCUGCAAAAAUGUAACAUAUAUCCUUAACACUGAUGAUGAUGUAUUUGUUAAUAUUCCUUCACUUUUAAUUCUUAUCAAAAAGCUACAGUCAAAUGGAGAACAGCAAAAUGGAUUAUUUUGUAGUGUUUGGGUUAACACACGACCCAUACGUAAUCCUAAUAGUAAGUGGUAUGUCACAAAAACGCAGUUCGAGCCUAAUAAAUAUCCAGAUUAUUGUUCUGGAAUGGCUGUUUUGUAUACAAAAAAUGCUGCUUUUGCAAUAUACAGAGCAUCUUUAACUGUUCCUUUUUUCUGGGUGGAUGAUGUGUACAUUACUGGGGUUUUAGCAGCUAAAGCUGGGAUACCUCAUACUCACAUUAAACUUGGAAUUGAAAAUUGGAAUUUCUGGCCUAUGAAAAGUGAUCCUAAGAAAUUUAUUGCGAUUGAGCUCAAAAAGAUUCAAGGCAUGUUAGAAAUUUGGCAAAACAUAAAAAUGCCGUAAUUAAAAACAUACUGUGUUUGUUUAACAUUUCAUUUAUUUUGAUCUAAAAGUCUUACAUCUAAGACAAAUCUCUAAAAGACUGCCAACCCACAACAUUUUACCCCUUAGACAGUUCACCCUUAAAGACCCAUUUUUUUAAGUUUAGUACAUGUUAUAAGAUUUUAUAGUAACUUAUACAAAAUAUUAUAUUGAGAAAAGAUUAACAGAGAAAAAAAGUUUUAAAUUUUUUUCUAAAAGUUUUUGCCAAUGCGGUGACUCGAAUACCCUUAGCCCGAUUUUGUUCAUAUAUGGUACACAUAUACCCUAUGGGGGUACAAGUUCUGCUCGAAAGCCGAUUUUCAAAUUGGCCACUCAACAGUAUAUCUUCUGGACAUUUCACUUCACAAUAUUUAACCUCCUGCCCAUUUCUAUCCCUGUACCUUUCACCAAUGGACAUUUCACCUUUCACCCAUUUGAUCCCCAUACAUUUUAAUCCUUGCAGAUUUCUAUCCCUGUACCUUUCAUCAAUGGACAUUUCACCCUUUACCUAUUUGAUCCCCAUACAUUUUAAUCCUUGCAGAUUUCUAUCCCUGUACCUUUCACCAAUGGACAUUUCACCUUUGACCCAUUUGAUCCCCAUACAUUUUAAUCCUUGCAGAUUUCUAUCCCUGUACCUUUCAUCAAUGGACAUUUCACCCUUUACCUAUUUGAUCCCCAUACAUUUUAAUCCUUGCAGAUUUCUAUCCCUGUACCUUUCACCAAUGGACAUUUCUAUCCCUGUACCUUUCACUCAUCGACAUUUUAUCCCUACACAUUUGAUCCACUAUACAUUUCACUAAUGUACAUUUCACCCCUGCACACUCCUACACAUUUUAGUCGCUGUAGAUUUUAUUUCCUGCACAUUUUACCCCAUGGACAUUUCACUAAUGAACAUUUUACUCCUGCACAUCUGAUUCCUUGUACAUAUCACCACAUAUAUACAUAUCAGACAUCAGAGGCAGCUAUUGUUUAUGUUGUUUAUUUUACAUGAUAUAAUAUCAUGCUCUGAAAAAGUGCUUGUUUGACUUAAAAAACUC
Messenger RNA from Owenia fusiformis, 2415 nucleotides. The record is from the annotation of a GenBank genome assembly. Lineage: Eukaryota; Metazoa; Annelida; Polychaeta; Sabellida; Oweniidae.